AUGUUGUCACUCAUUGUCUCCUCCCUAAUUGCCCUGGCGCAGGCUGCUCCCCACCAACCGCAACACGCUGCUGCUCUUCCUGCCAAUCUGGUGCGAGACUUGGCUACCGCUGUCGCCUUCCGUAAGACGGUUACUGGCCCCCCGGAGGUCCUCGCAAACUGGACCGGCUCCGAUAUCUGCCAAUGGUAUGGAUUUUUCUGCGCCCCAAAUCCCGACACUGGUGUCCUCAGCCUCGGUUCCGUCGACUUCAACAACUUCCACUUGACCGGCAACCUCAAGCUGAACCACUUUGUCGAGAAUCUGCCGGAUCUUGCCCUUAUCCAUAUCGUCAACAACAGCUUCAGCGGCCCCAUCCCCAACCUCAAGAACAGCAAGUACCUAUACGAGGUCGACGUCAGCGACAACAAAUUCUCCGGUGGCUUCCCUAGGAACGUACUAAGCAACAACGGUCUCGUUUACCUCGACAUCGGCAACAACCAGUUCACCGGCCCCCUCCCCACAGACCUCAUGUCUUCCCUCCCCCAACUCGAGGUCCUCUUUGUCCGCGUGAACCGCUUCAGUGGCUCCAUCCCCGACAUGUUUGCCAACUCCCAGAACCUCCAAGCCGCCAGCUUCCUCGAGAACCAGUUCACCGGCCCCAUCCCCGCCAGUCUGACAAAAGCCAUGUCGCUCCAGGAACUCAGCUUCGCCACCAACAACCUCACCGGCACCAUCCCCAAGGGCUUCGGCCUCCUGCCUAACCUCACCGCCGUUGAUUUCUCGUGGAACCAGCUUACCGGUACCGUCCCCGAGGACCUUUGCGCUAGCAAGUCGAUCCAAUACAUCUCGGUCUCUGGCAACAAGAUCGAUCCCCGCCUUGGUCCUGAGUGCACAAAGGCAAAGGCGAAGGGCAUUUUGAUCAACUAG
Messenger RNA from Bipolaris victoriae FI3, 906 nucleotides. RefSeq lists its product as hypothetical. The transcript has a single exon. Gene Ontology annotation, molecular function: protein binding. Lineage: Eukaryota; Fungi; Ascomycota; Dothideomycetes; Pleosporales; Pleosporaceae. The record is from RefSeq and is a predicted model, not a curated record. Bases 1 to 906 code for a protein of 301 amino acids.